UUGGCGUACGGUAACGUGUUCGGGAUCUACACCGUACAAUUGCCCAAAUUACUGUACAUGUACGGUAAUUACCGUACGAAUGGCUACCAUCGUGUUGAUACUGAUAACCUCUGUGAUCUGUGUCUGUGAACGUUGUACUUGUCAAUUACUUGUCUUCAUCUAUGGUAAAAGUAAGGUUAAGUGCAAAAAGUGUUGAUUGUUGUGGGCGCAUUUAUUAUUUCUGUUUUCUUGAUAAUUAUAUUGUUUUCAAUUACACUGACCGCACUGAAACCUAUGAAAUUUUAGCCUCAAUGGCUAACAACCAUUAAAUACCGGAAUAACAUUUAACUCAGCUUAGUGGAGCGUGCAGUCUUUCAUGGAGCUUUGAGAGGCUCUAGUGGGUAAAGAGUGUGUUUUCCUGAUACGAAAUGGCUAAAAUGAACGAAAGUGAUCUCUACGGAACAAACUUAUCCAUCGAGUCAAUGAAAGUGGUCGCUGAAAGCAUUGGAAUUGGCAAUUUGCAAGAUGAGGCUGCCAAAGAGUUGUCAGAGGACAUUUCCUUUCAAUUAAAACACAUCAUACAAGACGCUGCUAAAUCUAUGAAUCACUCGAAAAGAAUGAAACUGUUGCAGUCUGAUGUUGAUUCGGCGUUGAAAGCUCGAAACAUCGAGCCUCAAUAUGGUUUUCACUCCGCUGAACCGUUGCCGUUCAGAUUUGCUUCUGGUGGGGGAAGGGAGCUACAUUUUAUUGAGGAGAAGGAGGUUGACUUGGGGGAACUGCUGAAUGGUAUCAGUCCAAAAGCCCCGUUAGAAGUUGGUCUCAGAUCCCAUUGGUUGUGCAUUGAUGGAAUUCAACCAACCAUCCCAGAAAAUCCUCCUCCCGUUGCUAAAACGAUUCAGAAGUUGGAAUCAGUUGAUCCGAUUAACAAGAAGCCACUGAAGGAGUCAGCAGGCAAACCGAGUACAGGCAAGCAGAAGCUGAAAAAUGUGGAAACUGUUCAAAUCAAACAGCUUGCUACUCAUGAACUAUCAGUUGAACAGCAGCUUUACUACAAGGAAAUCACUGAGGCGUGCGUUGGAUCAGAUGAAGCUAAACGAGCCGAAGCCCUGCAAAGCUUGUCGACGGACCCUGGGCUGCAUGAAAUGUUGCCGAGAAUGUGCACUUUUAUCAUCGAAGGAGUUCGGGUUAAUGUGGUUCAAAACAAUUUGGCCCUCUUGAUUUACCUGAUGCGUAUGGUUAAGGCGCUGCUGGACAACCAGUCGUUGUACUUAGAGAAAUAUCUGCAUGAGCUAAUUCCUUCGGUCUCCACAUGCAUUGUUUCAAAGCAACUGUGCAUGCGACCUGAACUGGAUAAUCACUGGGCGCUGCGGGACUUUGCUUCCCGACUAAUGUCGCAGAUUUGCAAAAAUUUCAACACCAGCACCAACAAUAUUCAGACGAGGAUAACCAGAAUGUUUACCAAUGCGUUGCAGCAGGGUGAAAAAAUACCCCUAUCAUCGUUGUAUGGGGCGCUUCAAGGAUUAUCUGAGUUGGGUACGGAAGUGACCCGAAUUUUCAUUUUGCCUAAAAUUCGCAGCUUUGGGGCGAGAAUCGAGACCCAUUUGGAAGGCAACUUGACGACGAACACGGACAAAACAGCCUCCGGCCACAUAAAGCAGCUGCUGAUCAAAAUAAUUGCCCCCAUUAUAAAAACCAUUAGAAAUCCCCCGGAUAGCUUAGAGGAAUAUAAGCAGGAGUUCGGAUAUUUGGGAAUAUCUUUGCACGCUGCGGUGGUGAAGGCGCGCACACAACCUACUCCUGUUUCCACGGCGGCGUCAGUUGUUUCCACAUCUGCGAUCACUUCAGUGGGCCAAAGUAUUGCUCGCCCCAUGACUUCAUCAGGAAUCGUGCAGCAGGGCAACCAGCCAACUAGAACUAUCGUUAUGAGUCAACAGUCGCAAAGGAUAUCAGUUCAGCAGAAUUCGCAACAAAAGGUCGUUUUUAUGCCGCAACGGUCGCAGCCAAACACAGCUUCACAUCCUCAGUUCAGCCAAUCGAACUCCGCAGGAACUACCGUUGUUAAACUGGUGUCCAGCGGCCAAACAGUCAACCAACCAAAGCUGAUACAAAGCCAGUCCCAAAAGCUGGUUGUGAUGUCCAACCAAAGUGCAUUCUCAACGCAUUCGCCUUUGAGUCAGGGCCAAAGCAAUAUAGUAAAACAAAACUUUAUUAAUCAGCAACAGAUGCAGCAAAUGCAACAGUUGCAAACUCAAAAAAGUAUCGACGAUCUGCCGAUUUAGAUUUUGAGCAUGUCUCCUGAGAGAGUCCUCUUUGAGACUGUGAUCUGUGCUUUACAGGAUUUUAAUCCAGACUAAUUUUACAGUCAGGAGUGCUAAUUGUUAUGUUACAGUAUGUAAUCGUGCAGUCUGCGCUGAAAUAUGACGUAAUUGUAACUUAUCAACUUUUAACUAAAAUAUUGUUUCUU
Dendroctonus ponderosae (mountain pine beetle) is the source of this 2443-nucleotide messenger RNA. RefSeq names its product transcription initiation factor TFIID subunit 6 (gene Taf6). The record is from RefSeq and is a predicted model, not a curated record. Gene Ontology annotation, biological process: RNA polymerase II preinitiation complex assembly; transcription initiation at RNA polymerase II promoter. Gene Ontology annotation, molecular function: RNA polymerase II general transcription initiation factor activity; protein heterodimerization activity; transcription coactivator activity. Gene Ontology annotation, cellular component: SLIK (SAGA-like) complex; SAGA complex; transcription factor TFIID complex. NCBI's taxonomy places the organism in Eukaryota, Metazoa, Arthropoda, Insecta, Coleoptera, Curculionidae. Bases 408 to 2258 code for a protein of 616 amino acids. The transcript has 8 exons.